AUGUUUUCCUUUGCGCCUCUGGCCACGCAAGAAGAGGUCCAGGGUGUCUGCGACAGGAUGCUUGCCUUGAAGGACAGGUGCCUGCACCCACAAACGAACAAGCCUUAUGUCAAGAGUGGCAUUGGCGGCAAGGACAACAGUCCCGAGGGUUUACAGGAUGGCAUCUCGCACAUCUUCGUCAGCGAGUUUGAGAGCGAGGAGGACAGGAAAUACUACUUGGAAAAAGACCCUGAGCAUCUAGCAUUCGUGGAGAGCAUCAAGGGUAUUGUCUCCAAGGGUCAGGUUGUCGAUUUCUGCCCCGGUGUUUUCUGA
Molecule: messenger RNA, 312 nt
Organism: Thyridium curvatum
Lineage: Eukaryota; Fungi; Ascomycota; Sordariomycetes; Thyridiales; Thyridiaceae
Exons: 3
Coding region: 1-312 (103 amino acids)
Source: RefSeq, a predicted model, not a curated record